CAGUAUGAUGGAAGAACGGCCCCUCAAUUUCCCUUCCAUCCACAAAAUCGGCAAUCGCGCUUACAAUACGCACUGCAACUUCACCAUACAAUAUAAAUAUUUAAUGAGCACUAUUGAUAAGCUCCUAUUGGUCGUUCGUCCAGCGAUGCAUUCAUUUGCUGACCCUUCACAAUCUCCCAGUCUUCACGCGAAUAUUUCGUGAUACUACGUUGGACUACAAUUCGAUAAAUACAUUUAAACGAAAUUAUAUUUCUUUUUUUCCCUCGUAUUUUAUCUAGUGCAUUGAUACCUUAGUAUACUCGUUUGCACAUAUAUAUAUAUAUAUAUAUUUUAUGUACACGGAGAGCAAGGAAGUUAUGAAGCAUAAAAGCACUAUUAAUCGUGCGGCAAAAUUUAUGCUCACCUUGCUCGGUAUUUGGCCAGAUAUAUCCUACGUUAUGUUCUAUAGAAUGUUUUGGACUGUUACAAUGUUAACAUUUCUAUUUUAUCAUUAUCUAUAUUUCUUGGCACAUUAUCAUUCUAACGAUGUGUUCGACUUGAUGGACUGUUUCAGUAGUUUUUUAGGAUAUUCGAAAAUAAUAAUGUAUUUCGUCUUCUUUUGGUUCAAUCAACGAAUUUUCGACGAAAUUUUAACGAUGAUGGCAGAGGAUUGGAAUGAUUGCACUGAAAGUGAUAUUGAGAUGCACGAAACAGUAAAUAAAGCGAAGAUGUCAAAUCAUAUCACCAAUGUGAUUAUGACUCUUCAUGUAAUUAGUCCAGUCCUAUAUGGGAUGAACAUUAUUCUGGCCAACGUCGAUAUCACCGAUCAUACGGUUGAACUACCCCACAUUUUCAAAAUGGAAAUUCCUUUCAACAUAAACACGCAAUGCACAUAUAAAGUAGUGUUAAUUGUGGAAUUAAUACAUCUCGUCAUGUGCAGUUUGUCCUUGGGCGUAAUAAAUGUUUUGCUGUUAAUUUUGACCCUACACAUAGGUGGACAAUUAAAUAUCCUCCAUAGAUGGUUAGCGAAGAUGAUAUUCAAAGAGAAUAAACAUAAAUCUAUCGCCAUUAUAAUGAAAAAAAUUAUUCGGAAACAUCAGAAAAUUAUUUAUUUUGCAAAAAAUGUUGAGAAUUUGUACACAUUUAUUGCGUUCAUGCAAUUUAUAUCAAACACCAUAAUGAUUUGCAUAAUAGGAUUUUUAAUCGUAACAGCGCUCGGCAAUUCUAACGCUACGGAAAAGAUAGUAAGAAUGAUUCCGUAUUAUAGCAUAACGAAUCUUGAAGCGUUCAUAUUCUGUUAUGCUGGGGAAUACCUGAUUAACAAGAGCAAAACAAUAGGAUUAGUUGCGUAUAAUAUCGCCUGGUACGAAUUGGAACCAAAAUAUAGUCGUAGUCUGUUAUUCAUAAUGUUAAGAGCGCAGAAACAUUUGACGCUUACAGUUGGGAAAAUGAAGAAUCUGUCGUUACAAUGCUUCGCAAGCAUAAUAAACUCUGCAGGCUCAUAUCUAUCCGUAUUAUUGGCAAUGCAAUAAAUGCCACAUUUAUCUCAG
Messenger RNA from Camponotus floridanus (Florida carpenter ant), 1529 nucleotides. Its product is annotated as odorant receptor 4-like. The record is from RefSeq and is a predicted model, not a curated record. Gene Ontology annotation, cellular component: plasma membrane. Gene Ontology annotation, biological process: sensory perception of smell; detection of chemical stimulus involved in sensory perception of smell. The coding region runs from base 333 to 1511 and encodes 392 amino acids. The transcript is spliced from 6 exons. Lineage: Eukaryota; Metazoa; Arthropoda; Insecta; Hymenoptera; Formicidae. Gene Ontology annotation, molecular function: olfactory receptor activity; odorant binding.